AUGCCUCAUUUAUUCGUCACUAUAUCCUUCUUGGCGUCUCUCUUUAAAUCCCUCACGUCUUGCCGUACUUGCCUGCUCAUUCCUUACCUCAUCUCCUCAUUCCUUCUCACAGUUCCUUCGCACACCUCCUCACUCCUUCCCAAACCUCCUCAUCUCUUCUCACAGCUCCUCAUCCCUUCUCACACCUCCUUAUUCCUUCUCACAUGUCCUCAUUCCUUCCCAUUCCCAAGCCACUUGCAGGAUACUGCUGUUGGUGCUGCUGGUGCUCUUGAUGCUGCUGGUGCUGCUGAUGCUGCUGGUGCUGCUGAUGCUGAUGCUGCUGAUGCUGCUGGUGCUGCUGAUGCUGAUGCUGCUGAUGCUGCUGGUGCUGCUGAUGCUGAUGCUGCUGAUGCUGCUGGUGCUGCUGAUGCUGAUGCUGCUGAUACUGCUGGUGGUGUUGCUGUUCCUGAUGGUGGCGCUGCUGGCGUUGCUGGUGCUGAUGCUGUCAACCCUGGAAUUUGCAACAGCAGCAGCGGCAGUGGAAGCAGCAGUGAUGGCGAUGGUGCGUUCACCAGCAGUGCAAUGGGCAGCAGAGGAAGCGGUGGUUUCCUGGAAGGAGACCGAGACGACAUGACGCAACAUGGCUUUGACUUCUCCCAGAGCGGCCCGGAAGACGAGUGGGAGGAGGAGGAGAUAGAGAGUGUGGAGCAGGUGGAGCGGGCGGUGAGGGGGCGGUUUGGGGGGUUCCUGCGGACGGUGAGUGCGGAGCAUGUGGCCAAGCACGUCAAAGGCAAGCUGCCCGAGGAAGCCACCGGGAAGCUUCUGCGCUGGUGGACCGAGCAUGUCAGCUGGCCGUGUGUGUGCUCAUCCUUCUUUGGAUUGCCGUCCGCCCUCCCUGAAUGUGUUGGUGUCUACCCUUUCGGGAUGCAGGAGCAGGAGAAGCUGCAGCUAAUGGGGCAGACGGGGCUGGACUCGCGGCAGGUGAACAACUGGUUUAUUAACCAGCGGAAGCGGCACUGGAACCAGCACAGCAAGAGGCAGCGCAAGGGCGUGUAG
Messenger RNA from Closterium sp. Naga37s-1, 1035 nucleotides. NCBI's taxonomy places the organism in Eukaryota, Viridiplantae, Streptophyta, Zygnematophyceae, Desmidiales, Closteriaceae. The record is from the annotation of a GenBank genome assembly.